This is a messenger RNA of Myripristis murdjan (pinecone soldierfish), 2222 nucleotides long. RefSeq names its product N-ethylmaleimide-sensitive factor attachment protein, gamma b (gene napgb). Gene Ontology annotation, biological process: intracellular protein transport. Gene Ontology annotation, molecular function: syntaxin binding; soluble NSF attachment protein activity. The coding region runs from base 162 to 1097 and encodes 311 amino acids. The transcript has 12 exons. The record is from RefSeq and is a predicted model, not a curated record. Lineage: Eukaryota; Metazoa; Chordata; Actinopteri; Holocentriformes; Holocentridae. Gene Ontology annotation, cellular component: vacuolar membrane; SNARE complex.
GGCUGCCGUAGCCUGCGACAGUGAUGACGUAGCGGCCGGGGGAGGAGUCUCCUGUUAAUCCAAACAUCGACGACAACAGCCAAGCUAGCCGAGCAGCAGCAGCAGCAGCACAAACCCCAAAUCCCCUCCGAAAAUCCCCCCGCACCGCGUCGCCCUUCAGCAUGGCCGCGCAGAAAAUCAACGAGGCGCAUGAGCACAUCACCAAAGCGGAGAAAUGCCUGAAGACCAGCCUGACCAAGUGGAAGCCAGAUUACGACAGUGCUGCAUCAGAAUACGCCAAAGCAGCUGUGUGUUUCAAGAACGCCAAGCAGUUCGACCAGGCGAAAGAUGCCUACCUGAAGGAAGCGGAGUAUCACACAGAGAAUAAAGCGCUCUUCCACGCUGCCAAGGCGAUUGAACAAGCAGGCAUGAUGAUGAAGGAACAAAAGAAAAUGCCGGAGGCCAUCCAGUACAUUGAGAAAGCGUGCAUGAUGUACAUGGAGAACGGCACUCCUGACACUGCGGCCAUGGCUCUGGACAGGGCCGGAAAGCUGAUCGAACCCAUCAACCUGGACAAAGCUGUGGACUUGUACCAGAAGGCAGCCGGUGUGUUUGAGAAUGAGGACCGCCUGCGCCAGGCAGCUGAACUGCUGGGCAAAGCCUCCAGACUUCUGGUCAGGCUUAAAAGGCUCGAUGAGGCGGCGGUCGCUCUUCAGAAAGAGAAGAACAUGUACAAAGAGAUCGAGAACUUCCCUAUGUGCUUCAAGAAAACAACUGCCCAAGUGCUGAUUCAUCUUCACAGAGGGGACUACGUAGCGGCUGAUAAAUGUGUCAGAGAGAGUUACAGUCUGCCAGGCUACAGCGGAAGCGAAGACAGCGUUGCCAUGGAGACGCUGCUGCAGGGGUACGACGAGCAGGACGAGGACCAGGUCUACCGUGUGUGCAACUCACCUUUAUUGAAGUACAUGGACAAUGAUUACGCCAAGCUGGCCAUCUCCCUGAGGGUACCUGGAGGAGGAGGCAAGAAGAAGAAGGCUGCUGCAGCGCCACAAGGCGGCGCUAGUGGGACACCGGCGCCUGCCGAGGAGGAUGAUGAUUAUGAAGGAGGGUUGUGUUAGCCUUUUUUAUUCACCAGAGUGCUGACUCUACCCAGCUCCUGCUUCUCUGCACUCUCUCAGUGCACAAGUAGGUAAAAACCUUUACAUGACCAUUCAGCUCUGAAUGGCCUUUAUUUUAAAAAAGAAGCAAUCCCAAAAUCCUAUUACAGUAGGUGUUACAGUGCAGAGUCCACCACUGUCCACAUUAAAUAUAAGCUUGAACAGCCUUUUAAUUUGUGUACAGUUCUUAUGGUGGAUCCUCAGUGUGAUAAUGAAAAAAAUCAUCCUUCAAUGUUCAGAAACGUAUGAAAGUGGAUCAGAUGUAAAUGUUCUAUUAUUUAAUGUCUGUGUAAAAUUUGGCUGCUCUUGUUUGUGGGUACUCUUCAGAUUCUAACAUCGCUAUAGUUGUAUUGAAAUCAAAGAAAACUAGAAAUAUGUCUUAUAUGAGUUGAUUGAUGUAUAGAUGUUUAUUUGUACAGAAUUUAAUUUAUUCAGUAUUAUUUAUGCCUCUGGCUUGUUGAAGAUGUUACUGGAACUAUAUGCAAAUCAGGUCUUGUCUUUGUUGCUGCAUGUGUAUGAAUUAAUAAAAAAAAAAGUGUAAAUUAAUUUUAAAAAAGUAUAUUGAAAUCAAAAUCUAUGAAUUUGAAUAGCGAUGGUAAAUAAUAACCAUUGCCAUCAGUCUUGAGCACUUACUAAGUUAAUAAAGAAACAUGCUACACAAUGCAGUUCCUUAUAACAGCUUGUGGCCAGUUGUAGACUGUCUUGAUCUGUCUACCUCAAGGUGUCUGUUAUCAUGCAAAAUCUGUCAUCAUAUCCAGUUGCCACAAAUAUUGUAACACUCCUCAAGUUAGAGUGACCUAAACCAGAAAAAGAGGGACCAUGCGGUUAUGUUUUUUUUUUUUUUUUUUUAACCUUGAUUUCCAUGAUUUCUUUGAGUCAGUGUCAUUCCUUUUUAGUGCUAAGUCAACCGACUUAUUGCUCAAAUGUGGGAUCACUACUACAGCAACUUAUGACAAUGUCACUUGGUUUACUUUUUUGUGAUUUUUUUUUUAUUAUCAUUAUUUGUGCUGUUGUCUACUUGUAUAUUCCUUGGAAGCAUAGUCCCUAGAUUUUGCACAUAUCAAUAAAUAUUUCCUCUGUGCUCCA